Messenger RNA from Colletotrichum graminicola M1.001, 1023 nucleotides. RefSeq lists its product as uncharacterized. The record is from RefSeq and is a predicted model, not a curated record. Bases 1 to 1023 code for a protein of 340 amino acids. The transcript has 4 exons. NCBI's taxonomy places the organism in Eukaryota, Fungi, Ascomycota, Sordariomycetes, Glomerellales, Glomerellaceae.
AUGCGUGCCUGUGGCUGGGAUGACUUCUUUCUGGUUCUUGUGGUGAUCUCGCUAUCGGUCGGAACCAUUGGCAUCUGCAUUGCAACCGAUAAUGGACUGGGCCAGCAUCUGCUUUACCUUGCGCCCAAAGAGAUCGCAGAUUACAUGAGGAUAUUCUACGUUUGCAAUGGAACCCUGCCCAUCUCUACUUGUACAAUCAAAAUUGCCAUUCUUCUGCAAUACCUUCGCAUAUUCGAGCGCGGUACCAAAACGCGCACCUUUACCAUCGUCGUUUUGGUUAUUACGACAUUGUGGGGUAUUGCGUAUACCUUCCUGGCAUGGGUUCCAUGCAUACCUGUUGCUGCGUACUGGGAUUGGACCAUACCGUCCCAAGCUCGCUGGGGUUUCGGAUCUCAGACUGCUGAGAGGUUGAUCUGGACAUACGCAAUUCAUGGGACGACCAACAUGGUUCUGGACUUCACCAUCUACGCCAUACCGCUACCAUUAUACUUGAACAAUAAAGCCAACGAGAAAUCUCGUAAGAGCGUUCUCUGCUUAUUCCUACUAGGAACCGUUGUUUUGAUGCUGACUACCUGGCGCUUCGUCGAAAUACUGAAAUCCCGGGCCGGCACAUAUCCCACACUCGACAUUACGUGGUACACACCGCUGCCGAUGACCCUCGCCAUUCUCGAGAUCGACGUCGCCGCCAUCUGCGCCUCGUUACCCGUCUUCUGGCCUGUGCUACAAAUCAGCAUGGGGGCCAUCUUUGUCACGCGCGAGGUCGAGAUCACCACGGAAACCGUCGACACGCACGCCGAAGACGACAAAUGCCUCGAGAUGGCGGCCCCACAUGCGCUAUGCCAGCAGACGUCCGCGACGAGGUUAGACAGCACGGCCGGCUUGUUCGACCCCGAGACCCACGGGGCGAACGCACUGGCCCAGACGACCCCGGACCCCAGCCCGGAAAAGGGGGCGGCGAUAAUAUUCGGCGCUUACAUGAAGGGGAAGACGACGUGCGACGUGGAAGCAUUGAGGGCUGGGUGA